GUGGUGAAUAAGGUCAAGAUAGACUUCAUCCACGACUCCUAUGAUGAGAUCGCGAAGUCGGUCCUUUCGGACAUCCGCUUCUUACCGGACUUGCUUGACUUCUCUGCCAACGAGAAGGAUAACAUCAACGAUGAAACAUGCGAGUUGUUGCAGCCGUACUUGCAGUUGGAGAACUUCAACCCUGCUGUGGCAAAGAAGGCCUCUGGGGCUGCGGAGGGUCUAUGCAAGUGGGUGGGCGCGAUGGUCAUGUACCAUGAGGCUGCGAAAAUCGUUAAGCCAAAGAUGGACUAUUUGAAGGUGCAAACGGCAAAGUUGGAAGCAGCGAUGACAGAGCUGGGCGAAGCCGAAGCCGAGCUUGCUGCAGCGCAGCAGUGUUGGAUGGCCUCAAUGCCCAAUUCCAGGAAGCCAUGGAUGGGAAGAAUGCUCUCGAGGAGAAGGCUAAUGUUACGAAGAACAAAAUGGACCAG
Molecule: messenger RNA, 467 nt
Organism: Perkinsus marinus ATCC 50983
Lineage: Eukaryota; Perkinsozoa; Perkinsida; Perkinsidae
Product: axonemal dynein gamma heavy chain, putative
Exons: 3
Biological process (GO): microtubule-based movement
Cellular component (GO): dynein complex
Molecular function (GO): dynein intermediate chain binding; minus-end-directed microtubule motor activity; dynein light intermediate chain binding
Source: RefSeq, a predicted model, not a curated record